Molecule: messenger RNA, 1072 nt
Organism: Triticum dicoccoides
Lineage: Eukaryota; Viridiplantae; Streptophyta; Magnoliopsida; Poales; Poaceae
Exons: 3
Coding region: 355-633 (92 amino acids)
Biological process (GO): phylloquinone biosynthetic process
Cellular component (GO): peroxisome
Molecular function (GO): 1,4-dihydroxy-2-naphthoyl-CoA thioesterase activity
Source: RefSeq, a predicted model, not a curated record
GGCCCCACCCACGUUGCACACCCACGCCCAACCCACGCACACACACCCACGUUGGAUCCCAUCUCUCUCGUCUUCCUCGAUCCCCUUUCUCCACCCCACGCCACCGCCAGAUUCCGGCGAUCCCCGCGGUUCCCCACCCCUAGCUCUCCUCCCCGAGGUCACCUCUCCCCGCUCACCAUCUCCACUGACCGGUUUCUCUCCUUGCCGAGGAGAGCCACGCCCAGGCACUGGUGGUGGUGCGCCGCGAGGAGGCCCCAGCGGCGUCGAGCUGCUGUUGCUGCGAGCACAGCGACGUCGGCGUGGUCAGGAUGGUCGCAGCCCUUCAAGAUUCUCAAUGGCGGCGUCUCGGCGCUCAUGGCGGAGACGACGGCGAGUAUCGGUGGGUACAUGGCGUCGGGGUACCGGAGGGUGGCUGGCGUGCAGAUCUACAUCAACUACCUCAAGCCCGCCCGCCUGGGCGACCGCAUUGAGGCCAAGGUGAACCCCAUCCGGUACCUACCCCGACGCGUACUUGGACAAGGACCAGCUGCUGGACGCGGUGCAUUGGAUCCGGCAGGCGGUGGGGCUCGCCUGCGGCCUACUCUGGGGUGCCGUCCCCCUCGUUGGCACCUUUUGGAUCGCCCUACGGAGUAGGAGGACGAGCAGCAGCAGCAAAUCAGUCUGAUGAUGACAGGGUGCGGGAGGCAAUGGUGAUCAUGCUGAUGGCAUGAAGAAGGCUGAUGACCACAACCUGGACCUGUUGCCAUUUCGAGUGGUAAACAUAGGCGGCGUGGAGACAACUACCUGGACCACCCACCUCCCUUGCAUUUUUAAUUUUGGUUGUGGUGGUUGCAUCACCGGCACGGUCGCAAAUCAGUAUGUAGUGUGCUUGUGGUGUUGGGUCUGGACUGCAGUGUCCAUCCAGUAGGUUAGGUGCUGUUGCUGCUAGAUCCCAUGAUGCUCACCUAAGUUUUGUGUUAUGUGGAGGCCAACCUUUGUGAUCUUAUUUGUCGACACUUGUGUGAUCGUGUCUUACUUUGUGAUACAGGUCGUAUGAUAUAUAUGUUUUUAUGGAUGAUCUUGUCUUAUUUUC